Megalobrama amblycephala (Wuchang bream) is the source of this 3835-nucleotide messenger RNA. It is a transcript of the gene slc24a4b, whose product is annotated as solute carrier family 24 member 4b. Gene Ontology annotation, biological process: intracellular calcium ion homeostasis; calcium ion transmembrane transport. Gene Ontology annotation, cellular component: membrane. The record is from RefSeq and is a predicted model, not a curated record. NCBI's taxonomy places the organism in Eukaryota, Metazoa, Chordata, Actinopteri, Cypriniformes, Xenocyprididae. Bases 474 to 2336 code for a protein of 620 amino acids. Gene Ontology annotation, molecular function: calcium channel activity; calcium, potassium:sodium antiporter activity. The transcript is spliced from 17 exons.
UUUAGUUAAUUUGCACAAGCAUUAAUGCAUGCACGUGAUAUCGGUGUUAAAUGCCUUCACUUUCUAUUGUAGGUGAUGCCGUGACGCGUCGGAUCGCCGUGAACGCUCCGGAUCGCGGAACGUCACGUGUCUCGGGUGGACACCGGAGGAGCGCAAAGUUCCCGACGUUCCAGAUGGGAAGAUCAGGAAUGCUUUCAGAAUCAGAGGGACUGAAGGACAUCACCUGAGACCGAUGAUAUUUACACACGCGCACGCUUCACGGCAGACGCACGCGGCGCUGCAGGAUGCAUGCAUGCGGGAAUUUUACGUUUCCAGUGUUGUUGCAAUGCGGCGGGGAGGAAUCUGAUGAGAGCAGGGAUCUGGGACAGUGAAGGCUGGGAUUCUGCGCUGCUGUAUCUGGAUCCAGACCUCUGAUCGCGCUCUCUCCGGUUGCGCAUUACGAUCCGUCCAUCAGUGCUCGCUAAAGCCCCGACAUGACCAGCGCGGAUCAGGAGCAGCAUCAGGACCGCACCAUGACGACGGUCUCCAAGAAAUCCAUCAUCGCCAAGAUGUUCAAAGUGCGCAAGAGGAGGGAGAUGCUGCUGGCGCAGGUGUGUUUGGUCUGCAGUGUUCUGUUCGUGGCGUGGGGCAUGUCGACCAUCCUGACCAGGACAGGUCAUGGCAUGAUUGUGGAGGAGUCGCAUAUGGAAUCACAUGACCACUGGGGGCGACGGCUGAUGUCAUCUACACAUGAUAAUGCGACGGAGGAGAAAAACUGCACGGAGCCAGCCAUCCGUGAAUUUCCAGAUGAUGUUUUCACCAAUGCCGAACGGAAGAGCGGAGCUGUACUGCUACAUAUUAUAGCGGCUCUUUACAUGUUCUUGGCCCUGGCGAUCGUGUGCGAUGACUACUUUGUGAUGUCUCUUGAGAAAAUCUGUGAGAAGCUGAAUCUGAGCGAGGAUGUGGCUGGUGCCACGUUCAUGGCGGCGGGGAGCUCAGCGCCCGAGCUCUUCGCAUCUGUUAUAGGUGUCUUCAUCACUCACGGUGAUGUUGGAGUUGGAACUAUCGUCGGUUCUGCCGUCUUCAAUAUCCUCUGCAUCAUAGGAGUUUGUGGGAUCUUUGCCGGGCAGGUGGUCUUACUGACCUGGUGGGCUGUUUUCCGUGAUUCUUUCUUCUACAUAUUGUCUGUAGUUGCUCUAAUUGUGUUCAUCUAUGAUGGAAAGAUUGUGUGGUGGGAGAGUCUGGUGCUGGUGCUCAUGUACACUGUAUAUAUCAUCAUCAUGAAAUUUAAUACCAGCUUGCAGAAGUUUUUCACAAGACGGAGCGACAAGAAUGUUGCCAAUGGAAACGCGGCGGCCGGCAGUGAACUGGAGGACGGUAAAGACCGUUUAGACUGUAAAUGGGAUGAUCCGUCUCUACCUCUGCUGGGUCCAGUCAAGUCCAGUAAGGUGUACAGUCGAGGUUCAGUGGUAAUGGUUGAUGAAAUCAUCAACGCCAGCCCUCCCAAUUACCGUUUCCCUGAAGCGGGUCUCCGUGUCAUGGUCACGAACCACUUUGGACCCAAGACUCGUCUGCGCAUGGCCAGCCGCCUCAUUAUAACUGAGCGUCAGAGGUUGGUCCAGUCAGCCAAUGGGGUGGAGACGGCCGUGGUGGACGGGAAGCCAGACAUUGAGAAUGGAAACUUACCAGAAGACAAAACCAAUGAGGAGAAAGAGAGUGAACUCACCUCACCAUUCAGAGUACCAGGCGGCUGUGUGAACAGGACUAAAUGGCUGAUCUCUUGGCCGUUAUUGUUGAUCCUCUUCUUCACCAUCCCAAACUGUGCCAAGUCUCGCUGGGAGAAGUUCUUCAUGCUCUCAUUCAUCCUCUCCACCGUCUGGAUUGCUGUCUUCUCCUACUUUAUGGUGUGGAUGGUGACGGUCAUCGGAUACACACUCGGCAUUCCUGAUGUCAUCAUGGGCAUCACGUUCCUCGCCGCGGGCACAAGCGUCCCGGACUGUAUCGCCAGUCUGAUCGUGGCUCGUCAAGGUCUGGGAGACAUGGCCGUGUCCAACACCAUCGGCAGCAACGUGUUUGACAUUCUGGUGGGGCUCGGCGUUCCCUGGGCGCUGCAGACCAUGGCAGUCAAUUAUGGAUCAGUUGUGAUGAUAAACAGUCGGGGGCUCGUGUACUCAGUGGUGCUUCUGCUGGGAUCUGUCGCUCUCACUAUUCUUGGGAUCCACCUGAACGGGUGGAAGUUGGACUUUAAGCUGGGUGUUUAUGUGCUGGUUCUGUACGCCAUCUUCCUCUGUUUCUCCAUCAUGAUCGAAUACAACGUCUUCACCUUCGUCAAUAUACCCAUGUGUCGGGAAGACUAGAACCUCAUCAACUGCUCCAUAUCCCAGAAUGCACCAUCCUGAUGUCAUGAUCAUCCCGAAUUUCUCUGUUCUUGCACUCCAGAACCACCAUCACCUCAGAUCGGACGAAUGUUAGUCUUCAUCAGGACUAACGCUUGAUUUCACUGUGGACCGAGAAGAUCUUCCAGUCAAGCUCAUUUUCCUGACCUCUAACCCCAGAUUUCCACCCAGAAAGAGGAACUUCUCCUUGGCAGCUCUUCUCUUACAGUUGAGAUCUUUGAUAUCCCAAAAUGCAUUGCGUGCCCGCCAAAUAUGGAUUGCAUCAGGAGCGUAUGGACGUUUUCUACACGCCUGUGUUUCUUUUUCUUUGUCACUUUAUUGAAAAAUGUAAGCAUGUCUCAAAUGUCCUCCGAGUCAAAUCUCUUCAUUGCUCAUAGAACUGUGAAUUAUUUUGCAACGUAUUACUUUUUUUAGCCUUAAAGGCAGCAAAAUUUUUAGAAAUGCAAGAGAAAUGACAGUAUUGCACAUUAUGUAUCAUCACUGUAUCAUACAGGGUUUGUUUUUAGCGUGUCCUAAUCAGGUACGAUCGUCCUAAGAAAGACAAAUUAUCAUGCUGGGUGGCUCCGCCCACAGUGAAAUCUCAUUGGUCCAAAAUAUCUGCAUAUUAAUCAUCAACAAUGCUGCAGCUGACUGUGAUUGAGGCGCAGCAUUGACACUUUCAUUUAUAAUUGGAAAUGUGUCGUGACUUGUACCUGAUCAGGACAUCAUUUUCUUUUCUUAUCAGUAUUUGUGGUCUUGUAGAAAUAUCUAAACAUCCUUAAAACAAGAUACAUUUUCAUUUUGUGUUAAAGGGUUAGUUAUAUAUAUAUAUUUACGAACUUUUAUGUUAGAUGCGAUUAAUCACGAUUAAUCGAUUUGACAGCACUAAUUUUAAGAAACCCACACAUAAAUACUGAUAAUGAAUGAUUUUGUUUUGCAGAGCAUUUGUGGAAUUUGUGUUUUUUUUUUUUUAUUCACAAAAUGUUCUUGUUUCAUGAUGUUAGGAGGUUUUGAUGUAGCCUCUUUGAGGGCUCUGUGAAUAUAAACUUGCCUAUGAAGAGAUUUAAUAAUCAUAUUCAUUUAUAAGUGAGCAUCUACCAUGUGGUUUCUGGUGGUUUAGAGCCGGUCUUGACCUCAGCGGGAUGUUCAUGAGAUUCAGUCCACUAACGCUGUGUCUACACUGUUGCUUUCAGACGCGGUGUUAGAGGGAGUUCAAUCAUUGUGAAAUGGAGAAAUUAGCACUUUAAAGCAAGCGAGCGUUUCGGUCGGUCACAAUGUCAAAUGUUUAUGUGUGUAUUUGUGUGUAUCAGGGGAAACAUCUUCAUGACAGUCUUUCACCUGACCAAUCUGUGCACUGUGAAAUGGUGUUCUUUUGUAGUAUUUUUGUCUUGUUUUCCAGUACAAAUAUCUAAACGAUCUUAACCCUUGUGCGGUCUUCGUUUGGGAAGUACCCUCAGGGUCUUCGGGGUCUCCAAAGACCC